AUGACUUGUUGUUAUGAUAACUCGCAUGAUACUGAUUAUACUUUUCAAGCUUCUGAUAAUAAUAUUCAAUCUCACUAUAAUGUCGAGGUUGUUAAUAAUCAAGAGAAUGGUAAAACCUAUAAACCUUUACCUUCUCACUGCACAGAACUUCCAACUCAUCCUAAACGCAUCUUUGAAGAUUUUGUUCCGUUACCCGAACUUGUACUUUUUAUUCAAAAAGUUACCACGAAAGCUCGAAUCGAUGUCCGAACAACUAUAAUAGCGUUGAUUCUGGUUUUAAGAUUUAAGAACAAGAUACAAAAAAAGUCCGAUAACAUUCGGCAAUAUCCGCGAUGA
Cetraspora pellucida is the source of this 336-nucleotide messenger RNA. NCBI's taxonomy places the organism in Eukaryota, Fungi, Glomeromycota, Glomeromycetes, Diversisporales, Gigasporaceae. The record is from the annotation of a GenBank genome assembly.